AGAAAUGAAAUGAAAAAACCCUUCACGUAAAACCCCUCUCUCUACCUCUCUCUCUCUCUCUCUCUCUCUCUUCUCUGCGACAACACUCUCAGAAAUCAACCCGGCACGCAAAAAUGGCGGCCUUCAAACGCUUGCUCUCCGAAACCGGUCGCCGCUGCUUCUCCAAUCAACCACCGCCCGCCCCCCUCUCCUCCCUCCUCCGCCGUCCCUUUUCCACAGAACCCCAGCCAUCAUCUCCAAACCCCGAAUCCAGCGCCGCCGAACCCAACUCAAACAUCCGAACGCCCAUUCCAAUUCAACCCAUUUCCUACCCGACUAAACCUAGAGCUCCACCACCACAACAACCCAAUCAACAAAAUCAACAAACCCAAUCCCCCGAUAAUGGCGAUUUCGUAAACCCGGAAACAACCCGGUCGUGGACCCGGGACGAAAUGCGGUACAUAAAGGACGCCCCUUUGAUUUCCCCAAUUUCUUACCCUAGCCGAGUUGCCCCAUUGCCUGAGGAUCGAAUAAAAGUGGGAGAAGAUGAAAAGGGGGUUAGAAAUGAGGAGUUAGAGAGAGAAAGUAGAAGGAUUGAGAACAGCAGAGGGAGGGGUGUCUUGAGAUAUGGGAAAGAGCAGCAUGAGGAAGACGAGAAGCUGCCGUUUCCGAAGAUGAUUAAGCUCGAAAAGAGUGAUGAGAACAGUAAGAAGAAAGUCAAGGUCAUUUACGAUCUCACCGAGGCUAUUCGUCUCGUCAAGGCUAAUGGCAAGCACACUUUUGAUGAAACUCUAGAAGCACAUGUGAGGAUGACUCCUGACUUACGUCGAACUGAUCUGAAACUGAGUGGUUUUGUGCGCCUUCCACACGGUUUUGGCAAGACAUACCGUGUAGCUGUCUUUGCGGAAGGGGCUGCUGCUGACGAGGCACGAGAUGCUGGAGCUGAUAUUGUUGGUGGUCCAGAACUGGUCGAAAAUAUCAAAAGCGGUCAAAUGAAAGUAGAUUUCGACAAGUGUAUUUCGACUCCGUCCAUGAUGGAACAUGUGAAAAAGUUAUCGAGAAACCUUAAACAAUUAAUGCCAGACGCCAAGAAAGGUACAAUGACGAAUGACAUACUUCGAACUGUCAAAGAAGCUAAGGAGAAAGGUGUUCUUUUCAAGAAAGACAAAACCGCAAUUGUACAUGUUGGACUCGGAAAGCUUAGUUUUCCAGAGGAUGCCUUAAAAGAAAACGUUGGUGCUUUUGUAAAUGCUCUUUUGCUUGCCAAACCUGCUGGUUUGAAAAAGAGUUCCAAAUAUGCUGGAUAUGUAGACUCCUUCCACAUUUGCAGCACGAUGGGUCAGUCCUUCCCGAUUUCGAUACAGUCAUUAUCUAUGGCUGCAGACCGCCACAGCAGACUGCAAUUGCAAUGACAAUUUGAAUCAAUCAACAUAGAUCCAAUUUUGCUGAGUCUUUUGUUGUAACUGAAGGUAUUUUUAUUUUAUUUUAUUAUCCGUUUUUCUCGAUAUUGCACUGCUAGGGUAGGUAUAGCAGUCAUAUAUAUGAACUAGAUAUAAAUGCCUAUUUUCCCAUGUUUUGGAAGGCAGUUUAGUUAAUGAACAAGUUGAAACGCCCGUGCUUCUUUCAACUAGUUCGACUUCAAUCUUUUCUAAUUUUUUUUUUUUUAUGCUUUCGCCUUGGAGAAAUGGAAAUCUCGGUUUAUUUUUUCUUAAAUAAGUUAUAAAUUAAAUUGCA
This is a messenger RNA of Erythranthe guttata (spotted monkey flower), 1713 nucleotides long. RefSeq names its product Ribosomal protein L1p/L10e family. The record is from RefSeq and is a predicted model, not a curated record. Lineage: Eukaryota; Viridiplantae; Streptophyta; Magnoliopsida; Lamiales; Phrymaceae.